AUUGGUCUGAUUUCCCACUCAAGCACAGAUAAAGAAGUGGUCUUGAUAUGUGACUCCUGUGUGUUUGUCUUUGGAUUAACUCAUGGUGCAUGGUGGAAACAGUCUAUAAAUUUAUUUGACAUAUAAGACAGACCAUAUAGACUGGGUGGAAAGGUGGAUUGGCACUGCAUCACUAUACACAGGACUGCAGGACAGCGAGGACUGGGCUGGGACUAAGUGAGUUUACACUUGAAAAAUUAAAAUACCUGGUAUCUGGUAACCUGGACCUGGAGUACAUUAGUAAUGGGUUGGACAUUUGGCAAUGCUGUUAUUGACUGUUGGAUUUUUCCUACACAGUUAGUUGAUUGAGUAGUUCACAGUUUGUAUUUUUUGUUAACAUCAUGGACUCUUAUGAAGAUAUAUUUGAACGAAAGAAAUCAGCAGUAAAAUUUAAAGAGGGUUUGAUUCACGAAUUGAUGAAAUUGUAUACAACGAAUCAUAAGACAAAAAUAGGGAAUGAAGGACUCACUGCCGUCAAUGAAAUUAUGCUUAAAUUUCUCAACGAAAUUGUUUGGCGUGCCAUGAAUCAAGCUCACAAUGAAGGACUAAAUAACGUCAAUUUGGACCACAUAGAAAAAAUUCUUCCUCAGCUUUUGCUUGAUUUUGCAUAGGAAGUGAUUACGGUCGCUAGAACUGGGCUUCUCCAUCUUCAAGGUUGUCUUCGUCAUCCAAAUAACCUUCACCAUUAUCAAAAUAAUUACUAGCGUAAUCUGUUCCUUCAUCUAUUUCUUCCUCAACAUCAUCUUCAAUUUCCACUUUCUCAUCAUCUGAUUUAUCUUGAUCGUCUUCAUCUUCUUUUCCAUCUAUCAUUAAAACGUUUUAUAAAUUUGUGGAAAUUAGAAUAAAAUUUGCAUAGGAAACCUCCAA
Molecule: messenger RNA, 906 nt
Organism: Daphnia pulex (common water flea)
Lineage: Eukaryota; Metazoa; Arthropoda; Branchiopoda; Diplostraca; Daphniidae
Product: centromere protein X-like
Exons: 3
Coding region: 381-650 (89 amino acids)
Biological process (GO): replication fork processing; kinetochore assembly; DNA repair
Cellular component (GO): Fanconi anaemia nuclear complex; FANCM-MHF complex
Molecular function (GO): protein heterodimerization activity
Source: RefSeq, a predicted model, not a curated record